Messenger RNA from Momordica charantia (bitter melon), 2414 nucleotides. Lineage: Eukaryota; Viridiplantae; Streptophyta; Magnoliopsida; Cucurbitales; Cucurbitaceae. The record is from RefSeq and is a predicted model, not a curated record.
UUGAAUUGGCAAAGUUACGAAAGUUUUAUAUUUCAACAACACCAACAACAAUUUUUCCCCAAAUUCACCAUUUUUAUCAACCCAACUUUCUCCAAAAUCCUCUCUUUGAAUCAUGGCCAUCUCCAACUCAACCCCCUCCCUUCUUGGAGCUCAAUUCUUGAUCUUCUCUUUGAUUCUCUUCAAAGCUCACUCUUUUUCCUUCACCUUCUCCAAUUUCCAACAAAACAAUCCCGACAUAUUCUUGGAAGGCGAUAGUUUCAUCAACAAUGAUGUUAUUCAACUGACAAAGAACCAGGCCGAUGGCCCUCUUACCGACAGUGCAGGUCGAGCGUCAUAUUCGCAGCCAGUACGACUAUGGGACACCUCCACAGGGCAAGUCGCAGACUUCACCACCCACUUCUCCUUCAGAAUCAACACGCUCAACGAAACUUCUUUUGGCGAUGGCAUCUCAUUUUUCAUCACCCCUUUCGAUGCAAGAAUUCCCAGUAACUCAACUGGGGGAUUUCUUGGAUUAUUCAGCUCCGGUUCCGCUUUUGAUGUCUCUAAGAAUCAAGUGGUUGCGGUUGAGGUUGAUUGUCGGAAAAACGAUUGGGAUCCGAGUGAUAAUCACUUGGGAAUCAACGUGAAUUCUAUUAAAUCUGUGGCUGAUGUUGUUUGGAACAGUAGCAUGAGGGAUGGGAGAUUGGCAAAUGCGUGGAUCACUUACGAUUCCUCCACCAAAAACUUGUCUGUUUUUCUAACUUAUGUUAAAGAUCCGAUUUUUAAUGGAACUUUCAGCCUUUCACAUGUUGUUGACUUGAGAAACGAAUUGCCCGAAAGGGUCAGGGUGGGAUUCUCCGCUGCCACAGGGGAAUGGUUCCAAAUACAUAACAUUAUUUCUUGGUCCUUCAACUCAACUUUGGAGAUCGAUGGUGGAAAAGACAACAAUAGAAAUAUUGGUUUGGCAGUUGGGCUUGGCGUUGGGCUUGGUGUUUUGAUAUGUGGGUUGGGUUUUGUGGGGUUUGUUUGGUGGGGGAGGCGAUUUAGAAGGGAAAUGGAAGAUGUGGAUGAUUCUAUAGAUGAUGAGUUUGAAAAAGGAACUGGCCCCAAAAGGUUCACUUACAGGGAAUUGACUCAAGCGACUAAGAACUUUGAUGAAACAGGCAAGCUUGGAGAAGGAGGAUUUGGAGGUGUUUACAAGGGUUUGUUAACAGAAUCCAAUGUCGAAGUAGCUGUGAAGAGGGUUUCAAGAGGAUCGAGACAAGGGAAAAAAGAGUACAUAUCGGAAGUGAAGAUUAUAAGUCGUUUGAGACAUAGGAAUCUUGUUCAACUCUUCGGUUGGUGCCAUGAAAAGGGAGAGUUCCUUUUGGUUUAUGAGUUCAUGCCCAAUGGUAGUCUCGAUACACACCUCUUCCGAGGUAAAACGAUGCUAACUUGGCCAGUCAGAUACAAAAUAGCACUAGGGUUGGCUUCUGCGUUACUAUAUCUUCAUGAAGAAGGGGAACAAUGCGUGGUGCAUAGAGAUAUCAAAUCCAGCAAUAUAAUGUUGGACUCGAGUUUCAAUGCUAAGCUUGGAGAUUUUGGCCUUGCGAGGUUUGUAGACCAUGAGUUGGGCUCACAAACCACCAUCUUGGCUGGCACCAUGGGCUAUCUAGCGCCAGAGUGCGUGACAGAUGGCAAGGCGAGUAAAGAAUCAGAUGUUUACAGUUUUGGAGUGGUGGCUCUAGAGAUCGCAUGCGGGCGACGGCCAGUAGAAUCUAGAGCAGAGCCUGACCAGGUGAGACUCGUUGAGUGGGUUUGGGAGUUGUAUGGCAGAGGCCAAGUCCUAGAGGCGGCAGACAAGAGACUAGAAAUGGAAUUUGAUGAGCAGCAAAUGGAGGGUUUGAUGGUGGUUGGAUUGUGGUGCUGCCACCCCGAUUUCAAGUUGCGGCCUUCUAUAAGACAAGUGAUUAAUGUUCUAAACUCUGAAUCUCCACUACCCGCACUACCCGCAAAGUUGCCCGUGCCGAUGUAUUUUGCACCGCCGUUGAAUUUGUGCAAGUUCUCGUACACAUCAACGAGCACCACGGGCACGCCAGUGGAUAGAAGUCAGUGUUCAUGUAGCAAUUGUUCCACUUAUACCACGCAAUCUUCAGGAUCAGAAGUGUCACUCUUGAAAUCACAAAUACAUGUGGUAUAAUUUUAGAGCGAGAAUUUUCUUUUGUUAUUAUUAUUAUUUUUCUUUUUGGUAGUUAUUGUAAGACUUUUCAAUUUUGUUCCUUUACGUAAAAAGAUGCUCUUUGUCCCGUCCCAUAUCGUUUGAUUGAUUUGAUUCUUUUUUUUUUUCUGAUUUUUGUGCUAGCUUUUGGAACUGUAAAAUCUACAAUAACUUCUUCUUGAGAGGUAUUGUGGUUGUGAGUGCAGAAUAGACAUAUAUUAAAGAAGUUGAGGCCCAA